Mytilus californianus (California mussel) is the source of this 1132-nucleotide messenger RNA. Its product is annotated as salivary glue protein Sgs-3-like. The coding region runs from base 1 to 972 and encodes 323 amino acids. The transcript is spliced from 3 exons. Lineage: Eukaryota; Metazoa; Mollusca; Bivalvia; Mytilida; Mytilidae. The record is from RefSeq and is a predicted model, not a curated record.
AUGAAGAGUGUGGAUUCUGAGAAUACUACGCUGAAACAAGAAUAUACAGGAUCGUCUAACCCAUCAACUGUACAACCAACAACUACAACAAUUUCGUCAACUGUACCAACGACAACUGCACCAAGAACAGCAUUACCAACCAAACCAACAACAGAAUCACCAACCAAACCAUCUACAGAAUCACCAACCAAACCAUCAACAGCGCCACCAACCAAACCAUCAACAGCGCCACCAACCAAUGCACCAACAGCAUCACCAACCAAACUAUCAACAGCAUCACCAACCAAACCAACAACAGCAUCACCAACCAAAGCACCAACAGCAUCAACAACCAAUCCAUCAACAGCAUCACCAACAAAACCACCAAUAUCUGUACCCACGACAAACAAAUCAACAACAGCAUCAUCAAUUAAACCACCAACAACAUCAAAAACUGCACUCACGAAAACCAAAUCAACAACAGGAAAUACAACAUCUACUACACUAGCAAUAACAAUGACAAAAACAAACCAUUCAAAUUCUGCAUCAGCAUCUCCAACUCCAGCACCAACACCAGGGAUAACUCCGACCACUCCCAAAAAUACCCAAACAACAGAUGGUACAAUAUCUGGAGGAAAUAGUACAGGAGAAACAGAUAGCACAGAAUUCACUAUAAAUACCCAGACAACAACGCCCAAAACAACUAAAACAACACAAAAGUCGAAAGUCGCAGAUACGUCACCUCUUCCGACAGUGCCUACUAAAGUGACUACUGUAGCACAAAAUAGGAGUAAGAGUAAAUCUAAAUCGUACGACAGAGAACUUGUUAUUAUAUUCGGUGUUAUGUUAGGACUAAUGUUUGUGGUUAUUGUUAUUUUCGGAAUACAUAAGUGUCGCCAUAGAAACAAAGAAUCGGACGAUUUACCAAUGUCAUCUACGGACAAAUAUAGAAACGGCGGUGAGGACGUUACCAUAGCAGCAUCUUCGUUUUAAUCCAUGGCGAUUUAAAAUUCUGUGUUCACCUGUAUUGAAACAUACAUUGUAUGCUAUUAUAUAUUUAAAUGCAUUUUUCGAAUUAUUAAGUAUUAUCUCCCUGUACAAAACAUACAUGUAUAUUGUAUUUUCUCGCAUGUUUCAAAUUGCAUUGUUUACC